AUCAUGAUCAGCCGUAACUUCAAAAAUGUGUUGGUGGUCUCUGUGGGGUUUCUGUCUCUGUUCACGGCUUACGGAGGCCUGCAGAGUUUACAGAGCAGUCUGAAUGCAGAGCAGGGGAUGGGUGUUGCAUCUCUGAGCGUCAUCUACGCCUCCAUCAUCAUCUCCUCCAUGUUCCUGCCCCCCAUCAUGAUCAAGAAUCUGGGCUGUAAAUGGACCAUUGUUGCUGGGAUGGCUUGUUACGUGUCAUACUCGUUUGGAAACCUCUACCCUGGAUGGUACACCCUCAUCCCGACCUCGGUGAUCCUGGGUUUGGGCGGCUCCCCUCUCUGGUCGGCUAAAUGCACCUACCUGACCAUUUCUGGAAACAUCCAGGCUGCUAAAGAAAAUAAAAAGGGAUCUGAUGUCAUCAACCACUACUUCGGCAUCUUCUUCUUCAUCUUCCAGUCGUCGGCAGUGUGGGGGAACCUCAUGUCGUCGCUCAUCUUUGGACAGGACACCAGCAUCUCCGACAUCCCAGAAGAAGUUCUGGAAACGUGCGGAGCAGCCGACUGCGGCCUGACCAUCAAAGUCAACAGCACGACCAGCAGGCCAUCGCAGAAUCUCGUGUGGACGCUUGUCGGCAGCUACAUCGGUGUGGGGGUGCUGGCCAUAAUAAUUGUGUCGGUGUUUCUGGACAACGUUGACCAGGAGCAGACCAGCCAGUUCCGUGAGAACAGAGAACCGUUCUGCCGCACGUUCUUGGCCACGUUUAGGCUUCUGAAGGACUGGAGGCUCGUGACGCUCAUCCCACUCACCAUGUACAGUGGCUUUGAACAAAGUUUCCUCUCUGGGGAGUACACCAAAAACUAUGUGACCUGUGCUUUGGGGAUCCAUUUUGUUGGAUAUGUGAUGAUGUGUUUUGGAGCAUCCAACUCCCUUUGCUCGUUUCUUUUUGGGAGAAUCGCUCGGUACACUGGCAGAGGUCCCCUCUUCUUACUGGCUGCUUUGGCCAACCUCGCCUGCAUCAUUGCUCUCUUGUUCUGGAGACCUCAUCCAGACCAGAUGGCUUUGUUUUUUGUGUUUCCUGCUUUGUGGGGAAUGUCUGACGCUAUCUGGCAAACUCAAACUAAUGCUCUUUACGGCGUCCUUUUCCCGAAGAACAAGGAGGCAGCGUUUGCCAACUACCGGAUGUGGGAGUCGCUCGGUUUCGUGAUCGCCUUCGCCUACAGCACGUUUUUGUGUCUGGAGUACAAAAUCUACAUCCUGCUGGCCGUUCUGGUGCUGACGGUCAUAACGUAUCCCAUAGUGGAGUACUACGAGUAUAAACAUCCCACAGAACCCAUCGAAGAAUACGCCAUGCAAAGCCACAAAGAAACAAUUGAAACAAAGACGGACAUCGUCGCUCAGACUCAAAUGUAGAGACACAACGCAACAAGUACUGUAUGUAAUGGUAAGGUUUUAAAGGGACUGAUAGAAACACCCCCACUAUACUCACAUGACUAUGACCGUAUACCGUUUCUUAAAUCGUGUUUGUCUUUUGUAAAACUGGUUCACAAGCUGUAAAACAUUUUGAAAAAAGUAAGAGAGAAUAGUUUUAAAUUGGUCACUAACUAAACAUGGGUUAA
Molecule: messenger RNA, 1604 nt
Organism: Nematolebias whitei (Rio pearlfish)
Lineage: Eukaryota; Metazoa; Chordata; Actinopteri; Cyprinodontiformes; Rivulidae
Gene: unc93a
Product: unc-93 homolog A
Exons: 8
Coding region: 4-1398 (464 amino acids)
Source: RefSeq, a predicted model, not a curated record